GUGGCAAAAGGUCGCAAAGCUCAAGGGGGCUGAAUACUUUCGCAAGGCACUGUAUCUAUCUAUAAAAGCAGGCUCUAAAAUAGCCUGUAGAAUGACAGUUACACAUCUGUGAUCAAUCCAUUCACUGCAAUCAGUCAUUGGCUUGUACAAAUAACCACCAAAUAACCACCACUUCACUCCCAUACACAGACUACAGCAAAAGUAAGACAGCUCCACCCUGCUACAACACAUUUUCUAAAUGUAACCUUCCGAACACCGGUCCACGGUUAAGCCGGCUUUAUCCUUCCCUGCAUCCAUCACACAGAAACAUAAUCAGGUUAUGUAAUAGCUGCAGUGCGGUAUCGGGUUCCUGUUCAUUGGUGCGCGGUUUACGGUCCAGUAGGACGCAGGUUGAGGGCAGGAGCUGUAUCCAUCUAUAAUAACCGCUGCCAUGUCCCCCGUGAAGCCCAAGAGUUCAGUUAAAGAACACUUCCCUACAAGACUGAGGGGGCUGGAGACGAUUGCUUCUCUGGUCAGUUCCGCACAAGAGACCCCUGAGCCAAUCUCUACUGAAGUACAGGGCAUCAUUCCCUCCUGGAUCAAUGGGAGGCUCCUCCGCAAUGGCCCGGGGAAGUUUGAGUUUGGAAACACACACUACAACCACUGGUUUGAUGGGAUGGCUAUGCUGCAUCAGUUCAAGAUGGAGAAAGGCCAGGUGACAUACAUGAGUCGGUUCCUGCAAAGUGAUGCCUACAGGAAGAACAGUGAAAAGGAUCGCAUUGUGAUGUCAGAAUUUGGUACCCUCGCCAUGCCUGACCCCUGUAAAAACUUCUUUCAGAAUUUCCUUUCUCGUUUUGAGAAGAUAGAGGCCACAGACAAUGCAAGUGUGGGCUUUGUGAAAUACAAAGGUGACUACUAUGUCAGCACAGAGACCAACUUCAUGCACAGAGUGAACCCAGAAAACCUAGAAACAGUAGAAAAGGUGGACUGGAGCAUGUUCAUUGCUGUAAAUGGAGCCACCGCCCACCCACACUAUGACCCUGAUGGUACCACCUACAAUAUGGGCAAUUCAUAUGGACACAAAGGAGCCUUAUACAACAUCAUCAGGGUGCCUCCUGAGAAGACAGAUACCAAAGACACCCUGCAAGGAGCCAAAGUACUCUGCUCCAUUGUGCCUGCAAACAAAUCCCAUCCCUCCUACUACCACAGCUUUGCCAUGUCUGAGAACUAUGUGGUUUUCAUUGAGCAACCAAUUAAGAUGGACCUACUGAAGAUAGUCACUUGCAGGCUGAGGGGGAAGGCUUUGAGCGAGGGUAUCUACUGGGAUCCCAAGCAGGAAACUGUCUUCCACCUUGUUGACAAGCAUACAGGCAAGGUCAGCCCAGUGAAGUACCACACCAAACCCAUUUCCACCUUCCAUCAGAUCAACGCCUUUGAGGAGGAUGGAUUCUUGAUGCUAGACAUGUGCUGCUCAGACGACGGACAAGCCAUCAACAACUACCUCAUCCAGAACUUACGCAAGUCAGGAGACGCACUAGAUGAGGUGUACAACACCAUGUGCAGAUCUUUCCCCAGGCGAUUUGUUUUGCCCCUUAAUGUGACCAGUGAAACGCCGUCAGACCAGAACCUGAACACACAGACCUCCAGUAAAGCAACGUGUGUAAAGGUCUGCAAAGAUAAGGUGUUUUGCCAGCACGAGGAUCUCCAUGGAGAUGACCUCUAUGAGUACGGAGGCUUGGAGUUCCCUCAGAUCAACUAUGGCAAAUAUAACACACAGCCAUACCGUUAUUUCUACGGCUGCGGCUUCAGGCACCUUGUGGGAGACUCUUUGCUCAAGAUGGACCUGAAGGACAAGAUGUUCAAGGUCUGGCACCAGAAGGGUUUCUACCCAUCAGAGCCUGUGUUUGUGCCGUCACCUGAGGCAGUAGAGGAGGAUGACGGUGUCAUCCUCUCUGUGGUUCUCUCUCCCACACAGGAUAAGGGAACAUUCCUCCUGGUUUUAGAUGCCAAGACACUGGAGGAGCUGGGAAGAGCCAAUGUACCUGUUAACAUUCCGUAUGGCUUCCAUGUCUACACAGAGAAAGGUCAUACUCUCCAAAUACAUGCUAUUUUUAUUUUGAUCUGUUACAAAUUUUUGUGCUCACAAAAAACAGUUUUCAUUGUGAAUGCUGUCACAGCUUGUUUAAGCACAUUUGAAAACCUUUUCUGUUUCACAACAUGGAUUCAUCCACAGUAAGACUCAAAAUAGUCUCAGCAGUUGAUGACAAGUAAAUGUAAAUUUUAGAUAUUUCAUGCUCAUGGUGGCCACUGAGGAAAAACUGCUACUGAUUUUAACUUAUUUAUUUAUUUAUUUGAUGCUUGGUAAGGGCACUAUUAGUUUUAACUGUAUAAAUUUCAACAAUCCUAUUCAGCACUAAUUUCAAUGAUUAUUAUUAUUUUCAGUAUCAUUCCUACUGCAGGGAUAUGGUUCAGGAAACCACUUUACUUGGCAGAGAAUGAAAUCAUUUUAAUUACUACAUGACUAACUAGAAGACUGAUACAGAUAGUAUUGGUUGCUAUUUUCCUAAAGCAGAUUACUUGAAACUGUUGCUUUGUUUUCUCUGACAGAAAGCCAAUAAAAACAUUUCCUACUGUGAACGGCUGUGACGCCGGUUUUUGUGUCCGCAGUAAUGAAUUUGCACACUAUCCACUAGAGGGCAGCAUAUGAUGGCGUUUACUGUCAGUACCUGCAGUCAUUUUCUG
Monopterus albus (swamp eel) is the source of this 2721-nucleotide messenger RNA. It is a transcript of the gene bco2a, whose product is annotated as beta-carotene oxygenase 2a. Gene Ontology annotation, molecular function: carotenoid dioxygenase activity; beta-carotene 15,15'-dioxygenase activity. Gene Ontology annotation, biological process: retinal metabolic process; carotene catabolic process. Gene Ontology annotation, cellular component: mitochondrion. Bases 431 to 2215 code for a protein of 594 amino acids. The transcript has 13 exons. The record is from RefSeq and is a predicted model, not a curated record. NCBI's taxonomy places the organism in Eukaryota, Metazoa, Chordata, Actinopteri, Synbranchiformes, Synbranchidae.